This is a messenger RNA of Armigeres subalbatus, 1015 nucleotides long. It is a transcript of the gene Cib2, whose product is annotated as calcium and integrin-binding family member 2. Bases 268 to 837 code for a protein of 189 amino acids. Gene Ontology annotation, biological process: calcium ion homeostasis. Gene Ontology annotation, molecular function: calcium ion binding; magnesium ion binding. The transcript has 2 exons. Lineage: Eukaryota; Metazoa; Arthropoda; Insecta; Diptera; Culicidae. The record is from RefSeq and is a predicted model, not a curated record.
CUAACGAUUAUCACACUACACGUGAUUAUCGCCCGGGAAGUAGUUCCCGUCCCCGUCAGGACGUUCGUGCAGCUAUGCGGGCGAUGUUGUAGCUCGCUGCUGGCAGGUUGAUUAUUACAUACAUUUUGGAUGCCACAAGCGGGAGCAGUCGAGUGUAUGGCAAUUCCGAAGAACGUCUCCCCCUCAGGGGAGUGUUUUAAUAAAUGGACUUGAUGGGAUCGUCAAUCGGGCCAGCCAGUCGCAUCCUGGCAGUGAAAGUGGAUAGUGAUGGGAAACAAAGUGGUCACUUUUACCGAUCAACAGCUGGAGGACUAUCAGGAUUGUACGUUUUUUACGCGAAAGGAUAUUUUGCGAGUGCAUCAGCGGUUCCGCGAGACCAGUCCGGAGCUGGUGCCGCAGGUGAUGACCGAGGGUCAGGCUACUUCCAUUCAGGUGCCGCGCGAAAGGAUCGAAAGUUUACCCGAGCUGGUGGAGAAUCCGUUUAAGAAGCGGAUGUGCGAGGCGUUCUCCCAGGAUGGAGAUGGAAAUUUGACCUUUGAGGAUUUUCUGGAUUUACUGUCGGUGUUCAGCGAGCAGGCUCCGAGGGAUAUUAAGGUGUUUUACGCGUUUAAGAUUUACGACUAUGACCGGGAUGGAUUCAUCGGCCAGUCGGAUCUGCUGAAUGUUAUAACUGCCCUCACACGCAACGAGCUAACCGUCGAAGAGCACCAGCAAAUCGUGGAAAAAGUCAUCGAAGAGGCCGACGUCGACGGCGACGGAAAGCUGUCCUAUCUGGAGUUUGAGCACGUGAUAACACGGGCGCCCGAUUUUAUGUCCACGUUUCACAUUCGAAUUUAGACGAGGACCGUCGACCCUGAGCAGCUCCCCGGUUUUAAGUUGUAUGCAAGCUAUGGUGGUGCGACACGUUCGAAAUGGUAAGCGCAGACAACCACCCAGUUAUUCGAACUCGGUGCGAUGGGUGUGGAUUCUAUGCAGUGGAAAUGUGGAAGAUAUGUAAGUGGCAUACGAUGUCGAG